Molecule: messenger RNA, 2545 nt
Organism: Corticium candelabrum
Lineage: Eukaryota; Metazoa; Porifera; Homoscleromorpha; Homosclerophorida; Plakinidae
Product: myosin heavy chain, clone 203-like
Exons: 3
Coding region: 282-2417 (711 amino acids)
Source: RefSeq, a predicted model, not a curated record
CACACGGGAAACCUCGAACUUGCCGGAAGCUCUAAAAACAGAAAGUGACCACGAAGUUUGGGAAGCACAGUAGCAGUGGAAGCUUUGAAGCGUGUUGAUAUUUCUAAAGAACUCUAGUUACGUAGUGCAGCAAAUAUUCGCCACGUCAUUGCGGUCUAAAGGUCGCUGCUUAUCCUCUAAACUCGUGAGUCGAUUUGCGCGUGCUGAACGGUGAGCAGCAAGAGUGAAGACACACAUAACCUGUCACAGUUUGGCGCCCUAGAAGUGGGCAGAGUGCCAUCAUGAGUAAGGAAGACACCUCAAACAAAACAACGACAAAUGAUAGGUCUACUGCUUUCUCUGACGUAGCUACCAAGAGGUCGGAGUAUACGGUGGAAGAGAGCAGAAGAAUAUUAGCAAGCAGUGCUGAUGAUACCGGAAAAUCUGCGUUACAGAGCACGGCUGGUUCGUUUUCGUCUUCUAGCAAAUCUGUUGGUAGUACAAUGGAUGAGCGUGGUGGUGAAGUCGCUCGUUUUCCUGCAAGUGAAGUUCAUCUGAGCGGCGAUGUUCAAGAGCAAGCAUUCGAGGCUCUUCAAAAAUCCUACCAAUCACUUGCUGCAGAAUUUACAAAGAAUGGGGAAAAACAGAGGCGACUGCGAUCUCAACGAAAUGCCUACAAGUUGAUGCUCAAAGAGCUGACUAGAGGUAACGGUGGGCUCAAUGAUAAUCAACAGUUGAAAGGUAGGGUAGCUAGUCUGACAAUGGAGCUUCAGACUAUUGCUGAGGAACGCGACAUGGUCAAGGAGAAGCUGCGAGAGAUGCAGUCUAAAGAUAAUGAGAGAAGCUCGACACUAUCAACUAUUGAGCAUAUGCUAGCGUCUUACGAGAGUGAUAGUAUGAUGCAAUCUUCUGUACACGAGGGAUUGGGUGAAGAACUUCGCGGUCUCGUUCAUAAGCUUGACGUUGCCUCUAUUGAAUGCGAGAAGUUGCGGUCAGAAAAUGAAGAAUUACGAAAGAAAUGUGAAGAUAGGAAAAGUAGAGUUGAUUAUGGAGAUGGCAAGCAUCAGACGUCCUUAGAAUUAGGAAGCGAGUCUGCAAAAUUAGAUAGGAAAGUUCAGAAAGAGUCGGUUGAAGCUAAUGAUAAGCUUGAAAUUGAAAAGCAACGUAGAUUAGCUGCACAGAAGAAAGCUGAAGAGUUAAAUAUUCUGCAACAGGACUAUCACUUUCUGCUUAAAGAGAAUGAAGCUCUAAAAUGUGACAAAUCAAAACUGAAGAGAGACUGUGAGCAGUUAGAGAGUCACAUGAACGAAUUAUUGUUACGUCAAAAGGCGGUAACUGAAGAUACGGGGAUGGAUAAACGGAAAUUGAAAGAUUGUGAAUCUGAAAUCUUUGAAUUGCGUAAUACAGUAAAGAUGUCCGAAACGAGAGAGAGUUCACUGGUAAACCAAGUGGAAACGUUGAAGACGCGUCUAGACGCCGAACAUGAUAUAAAUGUAACAACACAUAAAGAACUAUUAGCGUCACAAGCUGAAGGUAAACAACACAUGGCAAGGGUGACAAGUUUGGAAAAGGAAAAUAUGGAACUCAAAGAACUAAUGAAGGCAAAAGAGAAGGUGAACAUGACGCUGCAAACCGAACUACAAAAUAACAGUAAAGUUGCCGAGGAAAUAUUGAGAUCUCAGUACAUGAAGUUCAUUGCUCGUCUUGAGUCUACGCUGCGCUUCAAAUUGGCGGAACUGGAGAGCGCGAAAAGCGAAGCGUCAAGCCUUCGAGAUGAACUCAAAUCAUUGCGUUACAACCUCGCUAUGACCCCUGCACAGAGAAGCAGCGGCAGCAGAGACAAGACAGAACAAAUGGAAACAAUGUUAAAAGAAGUUUACGAAUUGCAGCAAGAAAGUGUCAUUAUGCGUCACCUUUUGGAACAGCAGAGACCAGCAGUACAGACUAUAUUCGAAGAACGAACAGGAAGGAAGAAUACUUACCAUAUAUCACCAUCACUCUUUCAUCCACCUCAAGCCACACAGUUGGAAGCUAAAGAGAGUGAGAAAGUACCAGCCGCCACUAAAUUUCCUUCCGCAUUAGCCAAUUUCCCCUUUCUCCCGUUGUCCACGUCAGAACAUGCUGUGGGAGUGGCAACACGAUCACAACCUUCUAUUAUACGGUCACAACCUUUUAAUACACGGAAGAUGGUCAGUUAUACACACAGAAGACCGUACAGUGACUCGGAUCUUGGAAAGCGUCUGAACGGAAUGGGAGAGUCGAGUGGUCGAGCUGCCGUUUCUGGACUUGCUGGGCCUCCUGCAUUCAUGAAGCCACCGACUGCCAGCAGUUCUCCUCCGAUACGAAAACGUUAUGUAAACGUAACAGAACUGGAAAUAGAAGAGAAAGAGAGUGAGACAGCCACUCGGACAAAUCAAUAUAAACAGACAGGCGUAUGACAAUCAGAUUAGUUACUUUCUUAUAACUGUACAUCCUUCUAUUCUAUUUACGUACUUAAAUUAUGUAUUUAUAGUUUAAACGUCUAUUCAGAUGUUGCUGUAAUUGAGUUUUCAAUGAAGACCAUGCA